This is a messenger RNA of Corvus hawaiiensis (hawaiian crow), 7433 nucleotides long. It is a transcript of the gene FBXO8, whose product is annotated as F-box protein 8. The coding region runs from base 261 to 1241 and encodes 326 amino acids. Gene Ontology annotation, molecular function: guanyl-nucleotide exchange factor activity; protein binding. Gene Ontology annotation, biological process: regulation of ARF protein signal transduction. The record is from RefSeq and is a predicted model, not a curated record. Lineage: Eukaryota; Metazoa; Chordata; Aves; Passeriformes; Corvidae. The transcript has 6 exons.
AAUUAUACGUGUUCUAACAAAUGGCCUAUAAGCUGGUGAAUAGCUGCACAAAUAGAGCUUGUGGAUUUUCAGCCACUGGUUGUAGAAUGGUUUAAAUAGUGUCUCAUUUUGUUUCUUCUGUGAAAUUUCUUCAGUUGGUCCUUAAAAUAGCAAAUAUAUUUUUUAAUUUUUUUUUUUUACAUUACAGAAAGGCUUUUUAUACUAUUUCUGCAGUGAUAUUCUCUGUAUAAGUAUUUUCCUUAUUCUCAAGGUUUUAUGUUAUGCUACUAGCAGGCUCGCAGAUGGGUCAGGGACUCUGGAGGAUUGCUAGAAACCAACAAUUGCAACAGCAAGGAUACAGUGGACAAGGCUAUCUUACCAGAGAGCAUGGUAGGAGGAUACCUGCUAACAAUGUUUCCAAUACGAGCCAUCGCAAGCAAGCCCAAGGAGGCAUUGACAUCUACCACCUGUUGAAGACAAGGAAAUCUAAAGAACAAGAAGGAUUCAUUAACCUGGAAAUGUUGCCACCAGAGCUUAGUUUUACUAUUUUGUCAUACCUGAAUGCAACUGAUCUCUGUCUAGCAUCAUGUGUCUGGCAGGAUCUUGCUAAUGAUGAGCUCCUCUGGCAAGGGUUGUGCAAAUCCACUUGGGGUCACUGUUCUAUAUACAAUAAGAAUCCGCCUCUAGGAUUUUCUUUUAGAAAAUUGUAUAUGCAGCUAGAUGAGGGCAGUCUCACCUUUAAUGCCAACCCUGAUGAGGGAGUCAACUACUUUAUGUCCAAAGGCAUACUAGACGAUUCACCGAAAGAAAUAGCUAAGUUUAUCUUUUGCACAAGAACACUGAAUUGGAAGAAGCUGAGAAUCUACCUUGAUGAAAGGAGAGAUGUUUUGGAUGACCUCGUGACGCUGCACAACUUCAGAAAUCAGUUCUUGCCAAAUGCACUGAGAGAGUUCUUCAGACACAUUCACGCUCCUGAGGAGCGUGGGGAGUACCUUGAAACUCUCAUAACAAAGUUCUCUCACAGAUUCUGUGCUUGUAACCCUGAUUUGAUGAGAGAGCUUGGCCUUAGCCCUGAUGCAGUUUAUGUACUGUGUUACUCUUUGAUUCUUCUUUCGAUUGAUCUAACAAGCCCUCACGUGAAGAACAAAAUGUCAAAGAGGGAAUUCAUCCGAAAUACGCGACGAGCUGCACAGAAUAUUAGUGAAGACUUUGUAGGGCACCUUUAUGACAACAUCUACCUUAUUGGCCACGUGGCUGCCUAAAAGCACAAUUUGCUAGCACUUAAAAUUUAUAAUUUUCAAAAAUUACAUCAAUUCCAGAUAUUAAUUAUUUUGUAGAGAUGGGGGUUAUUUUAGUGCUGGUCAUUCUAACCUCUGUAUGCAAUCAAAGUUUGUGUGUAUAAGUGUGUGUAUGUGUAAACUACCUUUUCUAUCUAUUUACUGUAGGAACAGAAGGAAUUUUUUUUCAUAAUUUUUUUUUAGUUUUGCACAAAACAAUGCCAUUAGUCUGACACAGCCAUUUAUGAAUGUUAAACUGACAUUACAGUCUAAGCUGACAAAGUGGUGAAUUUGUGCGUUAGAUCUGCUUGAAACUUUAAUAAGUUCAUUCUUUUUAGAAUACCAUGUAAUGUGUAUAUAUUUAACUAAAGAGAUUUAUAAUCAUAAUUAUUUUAUUGUAAAGUAUUUUAACUAAAAUUUCUCCUUUUAUCUCUUAAAUUAGUGUUUGACUUCCAUUUGCAUUUUUUUACAAUGCUGACUACCUCAGAUACCUAAGUUAGAGGAACAUUGGUCUGAAUAUUACAAUAAAGUUUAUUCUAGGAGAUGAUAGAACACUUGUAAAAUAUCUAAGCUGGUAUUUUAUACUGUAUUUAUUAACUUGAGUUAGCAUGUUGCCCACCUGCCAUUCACUCAAUUUUAGAGAUUACAGGCUCUAUUUUAGAUGAACCCUGAUGCCAUACAGGGGUAGCCAGGGGAAAUCAUGCAGUGUGCAGAGAGGCUUAUGUGAUUUACGUACAUAACCUCUUUUGCAGAUACUAGUUUUUGGGAAACAGGGCAACUACAAUCACCUAUUCAGCGCAGUAAGCAAGAAGAAAUCUAAACAGGGAAAGUGGCAGGAGUGACCAACAUGUUGCUGCUUUCAACUGGUUCCCUCAGUCUAGAAGUGUCAAUGAUGGAAAUGCCUUGGCAAAUAUAUACCAGAUGACUCGUUGCUAAGGCUGUUAAAAACUGACGGUGCAAGAUUAGAGCAGUGACUGUGCAGGUUUGGGGAGCUGUUUCAGAGUCAGAUACUGAAUUACUUUCUAAAGCUGUCAUGUAGCUAGAUUUUAAACAGUUCUAAAUUUAUGGAAGUACUUCAAAAAUUACUUGGUCAGGUUGUGUCUUGACAUUUUCUGAAGUGUGGGGAGUAUUAGCAGUGCAACUGCUGUGCAUGUGCAGGAAUUGAAUAAGGAUUUGCCUAGUUUUUGUUCAGACAACUCACAGAGCAGAGCUUUUUUUAAAUUUAUGUAACAUGCAGUUGAAGUAAGAGCUGCUCCUGAUUAUGCUUGUUUACAUAAUAUUCAGCUAUCAGUAGCAUCUGGAUACAUUAUGGUAACAAGUAUAUUUCUUCUUUUUCCCUACCGUACCAUGAGGUGAGGUGGGAAGGUAUUCUUAAUCUGUGAAACAGAACUAAUCUGAAUUGAAUGCAGGAAUGACGCCUCACAGCCAUGCACUUUGCCUAUGCUGCUGCUUUCUGUUUGGCACCGAGGGAGUGUUGUUUUAGAUGUGAGAAGAGUCAUGACAAUGACAGUUCAUACAAGGCCUACAUAAAUGAUGGGAGGAAAAAGAUGUAGCUAUUACUGCUAUUUCAAGUGUUUAUAGCUCUGUUCCACAAACAGAAAUGCAUGCAAAAAAAGUACUUUUUUAUUACAUUACAUUUAAUCCAGUGUAAAUGCCAUUGCACUUAUGUAGCACACACAGCCAAAGCCAGGAGCCAGCAGUACUGCGGCCAUAUUCCAGACAGGUUUACAGUAUCACUUGCCUUGCUCAGGAUAACUACUCCUCACCCUGUGUUGUUUCAUGUGUUUCAAAAAGUCCAAGGAUGUGUUCUGCAGCAGUCAAUUAAUCUCAAACACAAAUAGUACAUGGUACAGUGGGGAGCUUUGUUUAAGGCACAGAUAUCUGCUCCUGUGUUACAGGGGCAAAAAAAAAAAAAAAGGAAAACUUUUAGCAUAAUUUGUAAAACCAGCAAUAAAGGACAAGUGUCUCUGGGGUCCUUAAAGUGAUCUUAAGUGGAGACAGCAGAAUAUAGUUUUCUAAGAAACACUCCUCAAAAGUUACACACUUUAAAAGAAAAAUUCAGUGAAUUUUGAAAUUAGAACUCUUCUUAUUAGAAAAUAUUUUCUUCUCAAACCACAAAUGCAGAGCAAGGCUUAAUUCUCUUCUGAUUUAUGUUUAGGUUGACAUUAGUGAUACUGGUUUUGAUUUUGCACUAAUAAGAGAGUAUGAAUUGUUAGUCUGCAUUUCUCUUAAGUUCCAGUUACCCUGAUACAGAGCAAAGCCUCCAGGCAGACAGAACAUGUUUUUUUCUGGAAUGGAUGAGUACAUCUAUUAGCAAGGUUUAGAAAACUUGAAGGCCAGUGUAGCAGCCAAGAAGAUAAAUUAGAAACAGGAUGAUACAAUUCAAGUUUCCAUAAGACAAGUCCAGGGGAAAAGAAAACAAAACCCUAAUGACAUGCAGAUAACAGCAUGUGAUCUUCACGACAGGAUUUUGAACAGUGUUAGAGGAUUAGCACCCAACUCAUGCUGUACAUUUAGUUACUAACGCAGAGUUGAACAAAAAACAGCAAACACAACAUGCCAAGUGUGAAUUCCCUCAGAGGCAACCAAGAAACAACUGAUUAAUAUAGACACUUCUUCUGUCCUUUUUCCAGUUUGAGUCUAUCUCUAAAGUGGCUGAGAAGGAAUUUUUUGCAUUUUAGCAAUCUAGACUUUACAUGAGGCUACACAAUUUUCUGUCUUAAAAGAAGAAAAAAAGUUCAGCCGGUGUAAUUGUACUCUUAAAAAGUGAGAAAAAUUCUCUUGGUUGCCCUCCACAAACUCUUAAAGUUUUGGACAGCAUCUUCUUCAAUGCACUUGGUGUCUCCAUGCACAUUUAAAAAUAAUGGUAUUUCAUUGAUCCAGGUGUCACUAAACGAUGUGAUGUGGAAAUAGCUACUUGAUCAAGCACUUCAGAAGACUUCUGUAGAGGAUCUCAAGUCUAAUUACAUGAGCAUGAUCAUGCUUAUAACUACAAAGUGAUUGCCAAGCUAUUGUGACUCCACCACUGCAUGUCCUUUGAACUUUGGCCAUGUGGUGUUGCCUUAACUCUUAACUGUAUGCACUGUACACAGUGCUGAGGGAAGAAAUGAGCCUGCAGCCCAUCCCCCUGCACACACUCGCUGUUCUGGUCCUAAAAGACAGUGGAAUUGUUCUGAAUGGCCAUUUCUAAAAGUUUGGUAACUUCAGUAUACACAGAUGUGACAAGGAAAAUUGUUUUCAUGUCAGGGAAAAUGAGUGGCCCUGUGUCCAUGGAAAGUGUCACACUAAUGCAGGUCAUGUUUGCCUUUAUUAAAUUCUGAGGCUCUGAUUGCAUUUAUUGAAGGAAUAUGACAUAUAUUAGACAUUCACAUGGCUUGCUAUAGACAGGAUCUGAUAUUAUCUGUUUUCUCAGACUCUAUUUCUGUCUAGAAUACUUUUCAUUCAAAUGCUAAACAAUACAUUUAUACAGCUUUGACUUUUUAAAAUAAAGCUGCUUCAACAUACAGAAGCCCAAACAAAUACAAGUUUGAGACAUGCUUGUCAAUUUUGAAGCAAGUGAGAAAUUUGCAUUCAGGAAAAAAAAUUCAAUUUGUUCUCUUUAACCUUUCCCUUCCACCCCCCACAUUGGAAGAAGAAAAAAUGUAAACCGUUUCAGAAGACAGCUUUAAGAAAAUAAACUGACUAGCUGGACAAAUAAAUGUUACUAUUUCUUCUUCAGUAUUCUGCAGUUUAUUAAUGCUCUUAACAUAAACAAGUUUACCAACAGGAAUUGCUCUUUUUUGAAGUGGUAAUAGUUUUGUUCUCUGUGUAAGGAUGUCAUUGUGCAAUCUGAUAUUGUUUAUUGUUCUGUUUUUAGAAAAUGAGUAUUAAGUAUUUAAACAAAAUUGAGGUAUACCUACUUGAUCAUGUUAAAACAUCAAAAUUAUAAUAAGUUUAGGAAAGUCAUAUUUACUUGCCCUUUAUUGGAUUAGGAUUUUUUUUUUCUUCUCAAAUAUUUCAUGGAUGUAUUAAAACUAAUGAACAUUAGGGCUGAUGACUUGUUCUCUGCCAUUGAAAAAUCUACCACUCUAAGCUCAAAAGCACCAUUAAAGUGGGCAAAGAACAGAUAUAAAGUAUUUCCUGUGUCUCACAUCGGCACAUUAUGGUUUCAUUUUGCCUUAAAGAGAAAUAGAAACUUUUAUAAUCUGCAUGUAAUCGUGAUUUUAGUAAGAUAAAAUUUUACGUGGUACUCUAUUAUGAGAUGUUCAAAGUUCAAAAUUGCCAUACAAUACUGUAAUUAAAUUGUAAUCAAAUAGCUAGGAGUAGUUACAGAAGUGUGUAUGUAAAAAACCUAAAAGAGAUCACAUUGCUCCAUCGUCACCUCAGUCUUUUUGCUAAUAUUAAUGUUAGUAACUUUGCAGUUUUCCUUUCUUAUUCAUAUAAAUAUGCUGAGAGAAAAUAUCUAAAUUGAAUACUUCCAUUUCCCAUGUGAAAUUCAUUUGCAUUAAAAACAAACUUUCUGCACUUAAAAUUUUAGAAAAGCAAAACCCUUCAAUCCAUUGAAAAAAAGCUCUUAGUUUUCAGUUGUGUGGUUCACUCAUAGACCUUAAUAGAGAAAACAAGCAAAAAGCACUUUUCAGAUUCCUAGCAGUCCAAAAAAUGCAUUUUCUAAGCUUAAAAAUACUCAAUGUGUUCCUUACAGAAAUCAAGCGUAUUUUUGUAAAGCAAUAUGAUCAGGAUACCAGUUAUUUUCAGAGAGAGUAUUCAUUUGUAAAAGUUAGCUUUCUUCUUGGCAGUGCUGGAGUGGAAUGUUGGAUUUAAUUUAAAAUGAUUAAUGAGAUUUUGUCAGACUCCCUGCCUUUACCACCACUGCAGUUUGUCAGCACAACAACCUGGGAAACCCGGACGCCACUCUGUCGCCCAAAACUGCUUUCCAGGAAAAAAUAAACCCAAGUAACUAGUGCCAGGUACGUGUCAAUGGUAUUGUCUUUCAGCUGUUGAAAGUUUAAGCUGGGACAUUUACACAUUCUGAGGAAGUGAACCUCAUUUGUUAUUUCAAUAGUCUGUUUCUGACAGUGGAGACCAGUAUAAACUUAAAUUUUUAAGUUUUUAAGAGCAACCAUAGCCAUUAUUAUUAACCUUAUGGGAAAUCCUAUAAUUCUUGCAGAAGAGAAAUACUUUAAAAGGGACAAAAUAUGUACUGAAGCUCAUUUAGCUAAUAUUUUCUGGAGAAAGAUCAUCUAUUCAACCUGUAUACUGUAUUCUGUUAGGAGGAACUCAUCAUUUGAGCACUAUGCAUGCCAAUAGGUUGCUGAGUGGCAAGGAAUGCUCUCUUGGACUUGAGGCAGAUGCAUCAAUGUGUAUGUGUAUGGUAAGAGCUAAAAUCUGACAAGUUUGCAAUACUUUUCAUGUAUGAGCAUAACAUAAGCAAAUUAGUAAUUCUUUUGAAAUGUAAGGUUGAUAUUGAAAAUUAUUUACAAUUUGUCUUCUUUGCUUUCCUUGUGGAAGUUUGUUCUGUUGGUCUACAGUUUGAGCAUUGUGUUUUCUUACACAUGAAAUACACAAAGACUGAAAAGAUUAUUUCAAUUUCAAAAGCAGCCUUUCCCUUCUGAGAAAACAUAUGUCUGCCUGUGCUGUGCAAGUCCUCCUGCAGUCACAUAAUGCUGUAUCAAAAAACUGACCUUACAUUCACUCGUAUGGACCCCUUUAUUCACCAGUUCUAUCCAUUCAUUCAGCAGGCAAAAAGUCCUGCAGGCUUCACAGAGAUGUAGGUGGUGAAAAAGAGUUUGUACUGCUCUGCUGCACCAGGCAGAGCACACCCCUUUAUGGGGCAGGAUAGCACAUGUAUUCUUUGCAUUACUUUUAUCUUAGCUAUUUCUUACCGCAGGGAGCCACAGUUUCCCUGUCUUCAUAUCAAGAAUUCAGACUAAUUGUCAUAAUUAUGUGUAACACAAUUGAACUGAAAUAUAUUUUUAUAACUGGAGAACUUCUUGAGUUCUGCAGCAUUAAUCACCUGCAUGAGAAAACAAAAGAGGAAAUCACAGGACUUCUUUACAAGUGCUGAAGAAGUGAACUUCUCAGCCUGCUUCUUAGUAACAAUCAAGAUGCUGUAUUUUUUCACAUUAAAUGUAACUUCUUGUUUCUAUAUUCUACUUAGGAAUUUAUAUCAAUAAAUGUACUUGUUACUGUUCCACACUG